AUGAAUGAGCGAGAUGCUGAAGAUGCCUACUAUGAAAUGCAUGGACGUAGAGUUUAUGGACAUGCUUUAAAUAUUCAGUGGGCCAAAAAUGCACCUUCGAGGUCUUGGAGAUACGAAGGUAGUAAUAGAGGUUCUCCCCGUAGAAGUCGCCGAUCCCCUACUCCUCCGCGCCAUAGAAGACGUCGCUCAUAUACUAGAUCUGUGAGUCGUACCCGAUCUCGUUCUCGUGGACGCAGCCGCUCUCCCCGUUCUGACACACGCCGUAGUCGUACGAGAUCCAGAAGUCCUAGGAGCCCUGAGAGGGGAGAUCGAACCAAUGGAGAUGAACGCAUGGCUGAAGAUAGAAG
Messenger RNA from Racocetra persica, 347 nucleotides. NCBI's taxonomy places the organism in Eukaryota, Fungi, Glomeromycota, Glomeromycetes, Diversisporales, Gigasporaceae. The record is from the annotation of a GenBank genome assembly.